Gracilinanus agilis (Agile Gracile Mouse Opossum) is the source of this 315-nucleotide messenger RNA. Its product is annotated as biogenesis of lysosome-related organelles complex 1 subunit 2-like. Gene Ontology annotation, cellular component: BORC complex; gamma-tubulin complex; BLOC-1 complex. The coding region runs from base 16 to 315 and encodes 99 amino acids. Gene Ontology annotation, molecular function: gamma-tubulin binding. Lineage: Eukaryota; Metazoa; Chordata; Mammalia; Didelphimorphia; Didelphidae. The transcript has a single exon. The record is from RefSeq and is a predicted model, not a curated record. Gene Ontology annotation, biological process: endosomal transport; lysosome localization.
GGGCUGUGCCAGGACAUGGUCUCCAAAAUGGCCAUGUAUCUAACUGGCGAGCUGACAGCCACCAGUGAAGACUAUAAACUCCUGGAAAAUAUGAACAAACUGACUAGCUUGAAGUAUCUAGAAAUGAAAGAUAUUGCAGUAAACAUAAGUAGAAACCUGAAGGACUUUAACCAGAAAUAUGCAGCACUUCAGCCUGAUUUGGAUCAGAUCACUUUAAUUGAGGAGCAAGUAGCUGCUUUUGAGCAGGCAGUCUACAAGUUGGACGCAUAUUCAAAGAAACUAGAAGCAAAGUACAAGAAGUUAGAAAGGCGAUGA